AUGGCACAGAUUACUUUGAUUACCUUGUUCAAAGAAUUAGCCCUACUCAGUGAGCUCGGAGAGGCUGAUGCAGCAUUGUAUGCUAAAUUGGAUAAGAUUAUGCAGGAGAUGUCGGUAGUGAUGAUGUCAAUUGAUGAGUGUCAGAAGACCCUUGCUGAUAAGAGGGCCAGAGUCGAAGCCUGGCAAAGAGAGGAGCUUAAACUGAAAGCUGAGUUUGAUAAGCUCCUAGAUGAGAAUGAUGCUCAUCAAUUCUCCAAUGCUCUUAUCAAGAUAUAUCGUCGUAAGAUAAAGAGUAAGGAAAGGAGGUCGAAGAGGGAUGGUGAACACGAUGAUGAUAGUAGUCUAGAUUCUGACAUCAACUCUGCUGCUGAUAGUGAUAGUGAUGAUGAUGAAGACGAUAAUGAGGAGGCUGAUGUGUGCCCAUCAGGCUGUGACUCGGCUGUCUAUGAUGGGGUUCUUGAAUUGCGGAAUAGAAGGCUUGAUAUGGAAGAGGCAUUGGGGGAAAUACAGAAGAUUGUAGAGGAGUCUAAGAAGAUCCACACCAGGCUAUUACAGAAGGAGAAAACAUUGAAUAAGGAUCAGACAUUGGCUGAGGAGAAAAUACAACACUUCCAAGCCAAUAAGCAACAGAAGCUAAACCAACUACAUAGAAUACUGUCGCUGAAACUAUCACAGAUUAAGUGCAUAUCCGUGGUUGAUGAGGAUAAUGUGGAGUCACCAGGCCUCGGUCAGUAUGCCCUACUGUCUGGUCAGACAAUCCGCCUACCAGAGAGCCUUGAUGAGGAGGGUCAGGUAGUGUUCACUAACACAGCACUGGAGAGGUUAAGGCAACGUAUUGUUGAUCUACAUCGAGAGAAGGCCGAGAUCAGGAGGCAAUAUCGUAAUUUAAAGAUGAUGUAUGGUGCUAGGAUGAGGGAGAAUAAGAAG
Molecule: messenger RNA, 927 nt
Organism: Perkinsus marinus ATCC 50983
Lineage: Eukaryota; Perkinsozoa; Perkinsida; Perkinsidae
Exons: 9
Source: RefSeq, a predicted model, not a curated record